CUAAGCAGAACUGCAAAUGGCUUGCAAAUGAACAUGACUCCAAACUGAAGUGCAAAUACUUGGGCAUACUUUCACCUUCAAACAGUACUGGAAAAAUAGGGUGGCUACUGUUUGCGCUGGGAAACCAGCUUGCUCGCAAUCAACGCCCAUUCCUCCCCUAAGCAGUUUCUAAAUGGAGAAAUUAAAUGCAAGAUAGUGCCAAUGUUGUCUGACUUGGUGACUCUGAUACUGCUCAUAUUACAGCUAGCGGCCUUGUAUUUUGCUCUCUGGACGCGAUAUUUAAUUUAAGCCAAUACUUUCUCAUGGACACGUUUACUCGUAGGGCAGGGGUAUAUUUUCCUCAAACCAAAACAUCACCAUUUUGAAGCUGCGGGAGCCGCAAGCAUGUAGGUGUUUUGUGCUUGCUCUCGUUUCGAAAACAAACAACAAACCGGUGCUCAAAAAAACCCCCUCUCUUUAAAUAUUGCAUAUAUUUGAACCCUCUUUUCUUUUCCUUUGAAGAUACUCUCUACAUCACCAAAGGAGUUUCAGCAGUGGGAAGUAAUUAGCUGGCUCCAUACCAAGUGUUUAACGUAUAUAAAAAAAGGAGGCUCUCUCUAAUCUGCCUGCUUUAUCCAUUUAUAUCUGUGUGAAGCAAGGGGCCAUUCCUUGCCAUACCAUAAACCCUGCUUCUAGAGAGAAAUAUAAGAGAAGUAUGAAAACGCAAAGGAAAAUACUAAAGCGAGAUGACAAAAAACCCCACCCCACUUAAAAAAAAAAAAAAAAAAGAAAAAGGAAAGAAAAAAAGAGAGAAGAAAAAAGGAAGAAAACAAGCUAAGAGAGUAAUAAAUCAUUAAAUAAACAGGAAUUUCAGUCCCUUCCUCAUACCGGCCCGCGAGUAGGAAGUGUUUUCUCAGUGCUGUUGUUUGUGCCCUCGGCGGGCUGUGCUGCGGGCUCUCCACUAACUCUGUGCGUUUCCUCCAGAUCCCGACACAGCCGCCGUCCCUCGGUCGGGAGAGCAGGCAUGGGCAGACGACCAUGGGCCAUGAAAGCGAAGAAGUUUACGGGAGUAGAUUCGUCCAGGGAGGUCACAGUGCGACCUCCAGGCCAUCAGGUGUUGCAGAGAGUUCAGAUUUUUCCUCCUGUAGCUUUGCACCAAAAUCCACCGUGUUCUCCACCUCCUGGUCCACGGUUCACCCUCAGCCGUCUGCGGCAAUGACCGGGAUCUACCACCCCUACAUGCAUCAGCCCCACUUAGGGGCAGCCGACGCCGGCCGCUACGUGCGCUCCUGGAUUGAGCCCUUCCCGGGCUUCCCGGGCGGCGGCGGCGGCGGUGGCGGCGGCGGCGGCGGCGGCAGCGGCGGCUCCGCGUCCAGCUCCGGCUCCUCCAACGGGCGCCACUACGGGAUAAAGCCGGAGACGGGAGCAGCCGCCUCCUCGUCUUCCUCCUCCUCCUCCUCCUCCUCCUCCUCCAAAAGGACUGAGUGCUCCUCGUCCCGGGAGUCCCAGGGGAUCGGUGUGCCCGAGUACACGUGCAGCUCCUUCCUCCAGGAGCCCCGGGAGAAGGCGGCUGCCGGCAGCUCCAAGGACCCCGCCGUCUGCAGCCACAACCCCAGCCCGAGCAGCGAUCUGAAGGAGGAGAAACAGCAGCAACUUGACCCAAAUAACCCUGCAGCAAACUGGAUCCACGCUCGUUCAACGAGGAAAAAGCGUUGUCCCUACACAAAGUAUCAAACUCUGGAACUGGAAAAGGAAUUUCUCUUUAACAUGUACCUCACCCGAGACCGCCGUUACGAAGUAGCUAGGAUUUUAAAUCUCACAGAGAGACAGGUCAAAAUCUGGUUUCAGAACAGAAGAAUGAAAAUGAAAAAGAUGAACAAGGAGAAAGGCAAUAAAGGAGACUAACGCUGGGGUAGAAACGCAGUUGGGGAAUAUUGCUUUAGGUUUGAGUUUGGGGCUCUGGGGUUUUGUUUUGGGUUUGGGUUUUUGGGGUGGUUUUUGUUGGUGGGUAGUUUACUUUUUUUUCUGGUUUGCUUUUAUUCUUCCCUUGGCCCUUCAGCCCCCACUACGUUUCUCCUCCUUCUCCCGUGCCCCCCCACCCCAGGAUCAAUCUGGUCUUUUUUUUUUUUUUUUUUUUUUUUAGAUAGAAGUGAAACGUGGUCUAUGUCAGGUAUUUUGGGAAAUUUUGUCUUGCUCGCCAACGUGUUUUGCAGAGUCGCUUCACCCACCCCCACCCCCCUCC
Phalacrocorax carbo (great cormorant) is the source of this 2221-nucleotide messenger RNA. Lineage: Eukaryota; Metazoa; Chordata; Aves; Suliformes; Phalacrocoracidae. The record is from RefSeq and is a predicted model, not a curated record.